This is a messenger RNA of Pleuronectes platessa (European plaice), 683 nucleotides long. RefSeq names its product somatostatin 1, tandem duplicate 2 (gene sst1.2). The coding region runs from base 65 to 445 and encodes 126 amino acids. Gene Ontology annotation, biological process: regulation of cell migration. The record is from RefSeq and is a predicted model, not a curated record. The transcript is spliced from 3 exons. Gene Ontology annotation, molecular function: hormone activity. Gene Ontology annotation, cellular component: extracellular region. NCBI's taxonomy places the organism in Eukaryota, Metazoa, Chordata, Actinopteri, Pleuronectiformes, Pleuronectidae.
AGAAACCAUCCCAGAAUCAGGACCAGGAUCAGAACCUGCAGCAGACACCCGACCACCAGACAGUAUGCAGUGUCCACGUUGUCCCGCCUUCUUCAUCCUCGUGGGGUUGGUUCUGUGCAAUCCGGUUUUCUCUCAGCCUGACAGAGAUCAGGACCAGUACCAGAACCAAGACCUGGACCUGGAGCUGCAUCAUCGCCGGCUGCUGCAAAAAGCUCGGAGUGCAGGACUCCUUACACAGGAGUGGAGCAAGCGUGCGGUGGAGGACCUGCUGGCCCAGAUGUCUCUGCCCGAGGCCGACGCCCAGAGGGAUGCUGAGAUGGUCUCCACGGCCACAGGAGGAAGGAUGAACCAGGAGCGGUCCAUCGAACCCCCGAACAACCUGCCCCCCCGCGAGCGCAAAGCUGGGUGCAAGAACUUCUACUGGAAAGGCUUCACUUCCUGUUAAUGCCCCGCGCUUAGCUUUAGGCUCCGCCCAGGUACUUGACUGUCUGACUAAGCCCCGCCCUAGUAAUUAACAGACAGUUUCUCACCUGUUGUUGUUAUUGUUGUUGUUAUUAGCUGAGAUGACACGAAGCGACCAAUCGCAGAGCCCCUGCCCUUCACCUCAGUGACUGGACGGACCAAUCAGCAGCUGUGUGGCUGCACCUGAAUCAUUAUCAAUGUAAUUAUCAAUUAAAGAAAAA